Molecule: messenger RNA, 1682 nt
Organism: Brachypodium distachyon (stiff brome)
Lineage: Eukaryota; Viridiplantae; Streptophyta; Magnoliopsida; Poales; Poaceae
Product: pectin acetylesterase 8
Exons: 13
Coding region: 239-1426 (395 amino acids)
Biological process (GO): cell wall organization
Cellular component (GO): plant-type cell wall
Molecular function (GO): pectin acetylesterase activity
Source: RefSeq, a predicted model, not a curated record
CCUCGUACGUCACCGUAUAGAGUAGAUGCCAGUCGUUGCACGCAGCAGCAGGAAGGCAGGCGCGUUGCGUCGGCGUUGGGACAGGAGCAAACAAAGGGAUUAUUGAAUCAACGACGUUUGCUCCGGUUCCAUAGCCGUAGCUCCACGGGAAAAGCUGGGAGAGAAGCACGAGAGGCGAGAUUUUCUCCACGCCUUCCUUUCCCUACCAGCUCUUGCUUCCCAGCUUCUUCGUAUCAGGAUGGCGAAUGAUGGAAGCAAGCUCCGUCUCUGGUGCUCGGCCUUUGCCUGCGCGCUGGCGUUUCUCGGGGCGGACGGCUUUUUCGUGGACAUCACCUACGUCGACAGCGCGGUGGCCAAAGGAGCAGUGUGUCUGGAUGGGAGCGCCCCGGCGUAUCAUCUCGCCCGAGGCUUCGGCUCCGGGGUGGACAGCUGGUUGGUUCAUUUCGAGGGAGGAGGAUGGUGCAGCAAUGUGACGACAUGCCUGGAGCGGAAGAACACCCGGUUAGGGUCAUCCAAGGAGAUGGCCAAGCAGGUUGCUUUCUCUGGGAUUUUGAGCAACACCCCAGAUCACAACCCAGACUUCUACAAUUGGAACAAGGUUCGGGUUCGGUACUGCGAUGGCUCCUCUUUCACCGGAGAUAAGGAAGAAGUUGAUCCUACGACAAAGCUGCACUACAGAGGUGCGAGGGUGUGGCAAGCAGUGAUGGAGGACCUGCUCGCAAAAGGAAUGGACAGAGCUGAAAAUGCUUUGAUAUCGGGAUGCUCUGCCGGUGGAUUAACUUCCGUACUACAUUGUGACAGAUUCCGUGAUCGUAUGCCAGUGGAGGCCAAUGUUAAAUGUCUUUCUGAUGCUGGUUUCUUCAUCGACGUGAAGGAUAUUGCUGGAGAGAAGCAUGCUGCUGACUUUUUCAACGAUGUAGUCACAACACAUGGUUCAGCCAAGAAUUUACCAUCUUCCUGCACUUCCAAGUUGCCUCCAGGCAUGUGCCUUUUUCCUCAGAAUGAGGUGAAACAGAUUCAGACACCUUUGUUCAUCCUAAAUGCAGCAUAUGAUUCAUGGCAGGUAAGGAACAUUUUGGUGCCAGGAGGUUCUGAUCCUCAUUGGCGAAGCUGCAAGCACGACAUAAAUCAAUGUUCAGAGAAGCAACUUAAGACCUUACAGGGAUUCAGGGACGAUUUUCUGAAAGCACUGGAAGAACAAGGGAGCUCUUCCAGCAGAGGGUUGUUCAUAAACUCAUGCUUUGCGCACUGCCAGUCGGAGAUACAGGAGAUAUGGUUUGCGCCCGAUUCCCCAGUACUCGGAAACAAAAAAAUAGCAAAUGCAAUUGGGGACUGGUUCUAUGACCGCAGUCCGUUUCAGGAGAUUGACUGCCCUUAUCCUUGUGAUUCAAGUUGCCAUGUCUUCAAGAAUUCCUCGGAGACAUAGCAGCUAGCAUCGCUUCAUGUUAUACUAUCCCCAUUGAUCACAAUUUAUUGUUUGCUACGUUUGAUGCACCGCCACUAGUGAUCUGCGUUUGCAACUUGCAAGAGGACACGGCGUGGGCGCGUGGCAACCAUUAAAUUUUGUAUUACAGGAAUAAAGCUAUUAAUCAGCGUUUUUCUGAUAUCCGCGUAAAUCCACGCUGAGCUUAGGGCAUGUACAAUGGUUGAUAAGACUGUCUUAUCUUAAGUGUUCCACGUCA